Molecule: messenger RNA, 1725 nt
Organism: Hyaloperonospora brassicae
Lineage: Eukaryota; Oomycota; Peronosporomycetes; Peronosporales; Peronosporaceae
Source: the annotation of a GenBank genome assembly
AUGAAGUUUUCGUCCGGUCUUGUGCUUGCUGCCGUUGCUGUGACCGCUGCGCACGCGGGCAACUCCAACUCCCUGCGCACAACGGAAGAAACUCCAAGCGAGCACGACCACCAGUCGAGUGGCGUCGCCCAUGACCAUGUGAACGUCCAAAAGAUUGAGCCGGAAGACCUGGAGGUCGACCUCGAGCAGAUCUUCGGCAUUAGCAAAGACGGCAGCCCCACCAAGUUCAACAUUAUGGACGUAAUCGGCAGCGGUGAUGGCCAGGCGGACUUGGAGGACGUUGUUGAGCUGAUCAAGUCCGUAGGCUCCGACAGCGAUGACCUGUCAUGGCUCGACGAUUUCGACAAGACGAGUGGCAGUGAGAAGGAGUCUGUCGUCCAGAGCGAGUACGAGGACAACUCGUACGAUGACAAGGCGGGUAAGCCCAGCAAAGGAGACGACAUGUCGUGGCUCAACGACUUUGACGACAGCACCGCUAAUGCCGCUGCGGACAAGAGCGCGACGAAGGGCGCAACUGUGUACGACGAUGCCGACACUGACUCUACUGGUGUGAAGGGUGGCGACGACGAGGUUGAAGACGACGACGAGCCUGAGGUUGAUGUCAAUGGUGCCAAGAGUGCCACGAAGGGAGACGCGAAGGGCGAGAAGGGCGAUGCGUCGGGCAGCGACGACCUGGCGUGGCUGUUUGACGACGACGCUGGCAGCAAAAUGUUUGGUGGCGUGAAGGGCGACAACAAGAACCCCGCUCCGUUUGUGGUUGGCGGCGACUCUACUGGUGUGAAGGGUGGCGACGCCGAGGUUGAAGACGACGACGAGCCUGAGGUUGAUGGCAAUGGUGCCAAGAGUGCUACGAAGGGAGACGCGAAGGGCGAGAAGGGCGAUGCGUCGGGCAGCGACGACCUGGCGUGGCUGUUUGACGACGACGCUGGCAGCAAAAUGUUUGGUGGCGUGAAGGGCGACAACAAGAACCCCGCUCCGUUUGUGGUUGGCGGCGACUCUACUGGUGUGAAGGGUGGCGACGACGUGGUUGAAGACGACGACGAGUCUGAGGUUGAUGUCAAUGGUGCCAAGAGUGCCACGAAGGGAGACGCGAAGGGCGAGAAGGGCGAUGCGUCGGGCAGCGACGACCUGGCGUGGCUGUUUGACGACGACGCUGGCAGCAAAAUGUUUGGUGGCAUGAAGGGCGACAACAAGAACCCCGCUCCGUUUGUGGUUGGCGGCGACUCUACUGGUGUGAAGGGUGGCGACGCCGAGGUUGAAGACGACGAUGACGACGACCUGGCGUGGCUGUUUGACGACGACGCUGGCAGCAAAAUGUUUGGUGGCGUGAAGGGCGACAACAAGAACCCCGCUCCGUUUGUGGUUGGCGGCGACUCUACUGGUGUGAAGGGUGGCGACAAGGAACCUUUUGUGGCCGGUGAGGACGACGACUCUGAAGUUGACGACGCUGUUGCCUCGAAGGCUUCGAAGGCAUCGAAGAAGGGUGGAGACGACAUCACCUUUGCCAACCUGUACGAUGAGGGUUCGAAUGGACUCGUGGGCGUCGAAGACCCGGUGGAUGACAAGUACCCGACUGCGGUUGCGGGAGCCACGAAGGGGGAAGCCCCAUCGACCGAGGUCGACGACGACAAGGAGUCGUUUGCGAACGAGGCGACGCAGGAUGACGUCGUGCAGUCGGACGAGAACGUCAAGGACGACAAGUCGGCCACGAAGGGCACUAAGUAG